Molecule: messenger RNA, 2763 nt
Organism: Dermacentor andersoni
Lineage: Eukaryota; Metazoa; Arthropoda; Arachnida; Ixodida; Ixodidae
Source: RefSeq, a predicted model, not a curated record
AUGGCGGUCACGCCGGCGUUGCUGCGGUCUUCAUGUGUCUUGAGUUCGUUCUGGGCUAUCACUGCUUGUUUCGACAGUGUUGCUGACUUUGGUUGUGUUGCUGAGGAUGGUGGUGGUGGGGAUGAAGGUCGCGGUAGUGGUGCUUGCAAUUGCUGGCCCUUUUCUCUGCGGAGUUCAAUUUCUCGCAUGAGUGUUGCUGACUUUGGUUGUGUUGCUGAGGAUUUUGGUGGUGGGGAUGAAGGUCGCGGUAGUGGUGCUUGCAAUUGCUGGCCCUUUUCUCUGCGUAGUUCUAUUUCUCGCAUGAGUUUCGACAGUGUUGCUGACUUUGGUUGUGUUGCUGAGAAUGGUGGUGGUGGGGAUGAAGGUCGCGAAAUUUCUCGGCUCAACUUGGCUGCUGGCUCGCACCUACUGAAACGACCGCCAAAGAAAAGGGAGAGCCGCAAGAUUGAAAAGGUGGCUUCUGACACAACGGCUUGGCAUGUUGCUGACUUUGGUUGUGUUGCUGAGGAUUUUGGUGGUGGGGAUGAAGGUCGCGAUUGGAACCCAGUCUGUAUGAUCUGCAUUACCGUGUUUUGCAUAACCUGUGUUGCCGUGGACAUUGUGGUUUCAAUCAUGGCGGUCACGCCGGCGUUGCUGCGGUCUUCAUGUGUCUUGAGUUCGUUCCGGGUUAUCACUGCUUGUUUCGACAGUGUUGCUGACUUUGGUUGUGUUGCUGAGGAUGGUGGUGGUGGGGAUGAAGGUCGCGAAAUUUCUCGGCUCAACUUGGCUGCUGACUCGCACCUACUAAAACGACCGCCAAAGAAAUGGGAGCGCCGCAAGAUUGAAAAGGUGGCUUCUGACCCAACGGCUUGGCAUGUUGCUGACUUUGGUUGUGUUGCUGAGGAUGGUGGUGGUGGGGAUGAAGGUCGCGGUAGUGGUGCUUGCAAUUGCUGGCCCUUUUCUCUGCGUAGUUGUUCUAUUUCUCGCAUGAGUGUUGCUGACUUUGGUUGUGUUGCUGAGGAUGGUGGUGGUGGGGAUGAAGGUCGCGACAUACAGGAACACCUUUACCAGCUGCGGGAGGCUUACGACGACUUGGCUUACUACUGCAAGCUGAAGACGGCCGUAGUAAGCACCGCAGCGGGUAGUAUACAUGGUGCCAUACGUACUGCUGCUGAAGGUAGGAAAGUGUAUAGCUUCACCGGCGUACCGUACGCUGAACCACCGCUCGGAGAAUUGCGGUACAAGAAACCACAGCCGCCAACAUCAUGGGGUGGUGAAUUGCUCUACGCUACGAAGACGCCGCCAUCUUGCAUGCAAAUCAACGUGUUCUCUCCAAGGUAUCAGCUUUGGGUCCCCUAUGACAGACCGAAGAGCGAGGACUGCCUCUACCUUAACAUAUGGACACCUAAGCUGGACUCGUCAGCCCACCUACCAGUGAUGGCAUGGCUACACGGGGGAGAAUUUCAAGUUGGCUCCGCUGCAAUGUGGCUAGACGACGGCGGCAAUUUGGCUGCCCUCGGGCAGGUCGUCGUGGUCACCAUUGCCUACAGGCUUCAGUCGUACGGCUUCCUGUAUGAUGGAACAGAAAGCGCUCCAGGUAACCAAGCUUUUCAUGACCAGGUAUUGGCACUGAAGUGGGUACAAGAGAACAUCGAGGUAUUUGGAGGUGACCCACGUUCCGUCACCUUGUUCGGAUGGAGCGCUGGCGGCAUAUCAAUCGGUUUUCACCUUCUAUCUCCAGGAAGUCAGAAUCUUUUCAGGAGAGCGAUUAUCCAAAGUGCCGGUGUUACAAACAGUGAUCGUGCACAAAGCACGUCGACGAUGCUGGAUUAUACAAAACAAUUCGCAAGGACACUCGGUUGCUACAACGCAAGUUCUAAAGGAAACUUUUCCUCAGAGAGCAUAGCUUGCCUGCGAGGUCUCAAUGCAACACUGAUCGCGUCAGUUGAACAGACUUUCGUAGAUGAAGGGAGUGGUAAGUUCGAGCCGAUUUACGGAGAUGAAUUCCUGCCUAUAAGAAACAGCGAAGCUUCCUUUCCAGGAGACAAAGACGUUGUGAUUGGCCACGUGGCAAAUGAAGGAAGUAUGUUAAUUUACUCUGCCUUCAGAGAUACUUUCUCUCUUGUACUGCCACCGCGAAAUAUCAGCAAGGCUGAAAUGAUUCACUACUUAGGAAUCCUCUAUAGUACGCUACCUCUUGCGGAUGUGUUGAAGCUUCAAAGCAAGUACAUGGACAACAUUUCGGACUUUGACUAUGACCGACUGCGCGAAGCCUUUGUUGAAACGAAAAGUGACACCCAUGUGGUUUGCGGUACAUUUAUCACGGCUUCCAAACUGUCCAAUGCAACGGCCAUCGGGAGCACUGACAAUGGUGUAUACGUUUACGAAAUGGACUACGUGCUUCGCUGCAACAGAAGACGUCCAUGGUUUGGUAUGACUCAUGGAGACGACACACCUCUUGAGUUUGGGAGACCCUUUGAUGCCGACUACGGUUGCUUGGCUGACAUUCCAUUCAGUAGGAAAGUCGUCAACGUAUGGACCAACUUUGCUAAAGGAAGAGUACCAGCCGGGCCGUGCGGAUCUGAGUGGCCGAAGUUUCAACCAGAUACUAUGAAAUUUCUUAAGAUCACUGCGCAGAACAGUGAGGUCCACAGCUUUGAUCAUGAAGCACACUGUGCUUUCCUUAAAAAUCUUCAACUGUAUUAGACAGCCGACUUUUUCUCAGAAAUCAGCGUGCUCAAUGAAAUGGCAGCUAGAAAAGUUGUUUCUUUCAAAUAAUAAACA